AUGGAUCGUAGCUUGGACGAGAUCAUCGCCGAAGACACCCGGGGCAAAGGUCGUCCUUCUGGUGAUCGUCCUUCUGGCGGUCGGCGCAGCCAACCUCGUCGUCGCGGUGACCGUGAUGGUGUUAGAAAGCCUUACGCAAAGGACUCUGUGAAUCUGAACCUCGACUGGGUGCACGACAAGUUUGAUGAUGACCGUGAUUCUCGUCCGUCUCGUGGAACUCGCCAUGCUGGUCGUUCAGGUUCGCCUGGCCGUGUCGGUCCCGCCUUGACCAAGGUUCGCGUGGAAAACCUCCACUACGACAUCACCGAGAGCGAUCUGGAAGACCUCUUCGGCCGAAUCGGCCCCGUCCAAGAACUUUCCCUCGUUUAUGACCGCGCUGGACGCUCCGAGGGCGUUGCUUUCAUCACAUACGAGAGACUGAGAGAUGCACAUGAAUCCGUCCGCGAGUUUGACGGUGCUAACGCAAAGGGCCAACCCAUUCGCCUCUCCCUUGUGCCAGGUCGCCGCGAGCGCACGGGUGGUACCCUCUUCGACCGCGUGGAACGCCCAGUGAGCCCCGAGAGUGAAACCGAAGGUGGAGACCGACGCCGGCGUGGAGCUGGCGGCCGUGGCCGCCGCAGCGAUAUGACCAAGCCCGCCCCCGAUCACAUCGACCGCUACAUCCCCGGUCAACGCGACACAGCUCACCGCAGCGGUGGCCGGCGUGGAGGUGGACGCGAGAGCCGUCCUCGCAAUGCGGAGAAUCCAGGCCGUCGCUCGAACGCCCGUCCCCGAAAGACACAGGAGGAGCUGGAUCAAGAGAUGGAAGAUUACUGGGGCAACAAGGACGCCGAUACCGAGGGUACUGGGGCGCAGCCGGUCCAAGACGCACCGGUGGCUGCUGAUGCUCCCGCAGCUGUGGCCGCGCCUGCUGUUACGGACAAUGAUAUCGAUAUGAUUGAGUGA
Messenger RNA from Penicillium cinerascens, 945 nucleotides. RefSeq names its product putative RNA binding protein. The record is from RefSeq and is a predicted model, not a curated record. Gene Ontology annotation, molecular function: mRNA binding. NCBI's taxonomy places the organism in Eukaryota, Fungi, Ascomycota, Eurotiomycetes, Eurotiales, Aspergillaceae. Bases 1 to 945 code for a protein of 314 amino acids. Gene Ontology annotation, biological process: mRNA export from nucleus. Gene Ontology annotation, cellular component: nucleus. The transcript has 7 exons.